AUGGCCUCUUCCACGAUUGUUCUUGUCCCUGGAGCUUGGCAUCUGCCAGCCUGCCUGAACCAGCUUCGGGAUGAAUUAAUGAGCCUCGGGCUGGAUUCCGUUGCUGUUACUCACCCGUCCGUUGGCAGCACAUCGCAACCGCCCAAGACCAUGACGGAUGACAGGGCGAACUUACAUGCCGUCAUCAAGAAGCUGGCGGAUGAUGGCCAUCUAGUGACCGUGAUAGCUCACUCCUAUGGUGGUGUGGUUUCCUCGGGCGCAGCACAAGGCUUGGGCCUCGCCGAGCGACGUGCGGCCGGAAAAUCUGGGGGUAUCAUUAAGAUCGUGUAUCUCGCGGCCUUCGCCGUCCCAGCUGGCAUGUCGAUAUUCACUUAUUUUGGAGGGGUCGCGCCAUCCUUCUGGGAGUUCAAGGGCGACCAAACCUACGCGAAUGACCCCGAAAUCAGCAAUCCAGCCAAUCUCUUUUAUAACGACCUUCCUCGGGACGUGCAAGACUACUGGAUCUCCCAGCUUCUUCCCACCACAACAGAGUCUUUCAAGGUCCCUAACACAUACGAACCAUGGAAAGGCAUUCCGUGCACCUACAUUCAUGCCGAGCAGGACAUGGCAUUGCCACUGAAAAUCCAAAAGGCCAUGGUUGCAGGCAUGGGUCCAAUCACAACCGCAAGCCUGGACUCUUCACAUUCGCCGUUUCUGAGCAUGCCUCGUGAGGUUGCGGCGUUGGUCCAGGAAUCAGUCCGGGAAGGCUUGGAGAAGGCGUCAAGUAUUACGGUCGCAUAA
Messenger RNA from Aspergillus sclerotioniger CBS 115572, 780 nucleotides. RefSeq names its product alpha/beta hydrolase. NCBI's taxonomy places the organism in Eukaryota, Fungi, Ascomycota, Eurotiomycetes, Eurotiales, Aspergillaceae. The record is from RefSeq and is a predicted model, not a curated record. The coding region runs from base 1 to 780 and encodes 259 amino acids. The transcript has 2 exons.